AUGUCCACAGCCUUCGAUUACGACGCGAAUCUCGCAAAAGUUUUGAAUGAUCCCGAACGACUUAGACGGAGAUACGAUCCAUAUGAAGAUCCCGACAAUUACACUACUGGAGAGACAGAACUUUUCACACCCAUAGAAUAUCUCGAACGCGGUCACGCCGUUCUUGAAGCUAACAGAGUCGCUAUCAAUAAUACUCCUCACCAAGAUGUUGCAUAUCCCGACUGGAACAUCCGAUAUGGCAUGACAACGGCUUUCACGGAGCUUGGAAUUGAGCAUGAAGGUGAUUACUGGUCUAGAUACAGUCUCUCUUCCAAAGAAGUUGGGAAUCCGGCGAAUAGGGAAAAGUAUCAAGAUCUUCGUACUAACAAUGUAGCUGAAAUCUAUGCAUCUCCGAAAUUUGGGACUAUUUUCACUACGAACCAGUGGGCAGAUGCAGAUUUUGACAUUCCAGAUGUGUAUACGCCCCGUCUCUGGAAUAGCGAGCUCUUAUUUCAAACGUGGCGCGAUACAUGCUAUACGUAUGUUGCCCCGACUGGGGGGGAUGUAGAAAUUCUGCACCCUUUACAGAUGCAAAAACUCAAGUAUGUCAUCAUUGCCCCGAUCUCCAAUAACGGAACCUAUACAACGAUUUGUGAUGCACUCGAAAUCAAAGGACUUUCAAUCGAGGAGAACGAAUUCAAUGGGGUUACUUUCUCAUGCAACGACAUCUCCACAGCGAGUGCUGAGUUUGCGAUGUUGAUGGGAACUACCAACGCAAGACCAGUCGCUAGAAUGCUUACUGAUCAUGUAAAGAGCUUAGGUGCGAAACGAGUUGUAAAAAUUCAUGCUUGGUUAUCCAUGCCCCAGUUCGGGUGUCCAAUGUUGGUUUUUGAAUUAGCGGGCGAAGAUCCUCCAGCUACCGCUCCCGCUCCUACUCCUGUUCCUGCUCCUGCUCCCAAAAAGAUCGGCAGAAAAAUCAGUACCAAGGUACAAAACUUGAUGAAGAAGUUUCAAGGCUGA
Botrytis deweyae is the source of this 999-nucleotide messenger RNA. RefSeq lists its product as uncharacterized. The record is from RefSeq and is a predicted model, not a curated record. Bases 1 to 999 code for a protein of 332 amino acids. Lineage: Eukaryota; Fungi; Ascomycota; Leotiomycetes; Helotiales; Sclerotiniaceae. The transcript is spliced from 2 exons.